This is a messenger RNA of Drosophila santomea, 328 nucleotides long. RefSeq lists its product as uncharacterized. The transcript has a single exon. NCBI's taxonomy places the organism in Eukaryota, Metazoa, Arthropoda, Insecta, Diptera, Drosophilidae. The record is from RefSeq and is a predicted model, not a curated record. The coding region runs from base 94 to 231 and encodes 45 amino acids.
UUAGACUCGACAAUUUAGAGCUUUGUGCGACAUUGAACAAAGUGAACGUCUUUACUUGAGCUUCCUUUCAACGUUAUCAAAUCAAACGUGACCAUGCUUAUCAACGGAUAUUCCUGCACCAAGCUUCUGUUUUUGAUGGCCUGCCUGUGCUUGGCAUUUGAGGGAAAAACUGUCUCGGCGAAAAAGUGCACUGUGGGAUAUAGGCUGAGACCCGGAAAGUGCGAAUGGUAGAGCCAUAGAGCCAUAAAAAGGACUACAAAUCAAAUUGUAUCCAUGUUGAAACAACUAUAUUGAUUACAACAAAUAAAUCAUUAAUUUCUGAGCAUAA